AUGACAUUCCAAAUGGCGGACCGUUCCAUCAAGCGCCCGGUGGGAGUACUUGAAGAUAUCCCGGUUAUGAUUGAUCAAUACUACAUCCCGGGAGAUUUCGUGAUUCUUGACAUAGAAGAGGAUGCCAAGGUUCCAAUAAUCCUUGGUAGGCCAUUUCUAGCCACCGCCAAUGCAAUCAUAGAUGUCAAAAGAGGGAAGCUUGUGAUGGAGGUAGCCGACUAUAAAAUUGAGUUUGACAUCUUCAAGAUGGCUAAACACCAACCUUCUUACAUUGAUGAGUGCAACAAGGUGGAAGUCAUAGAAGAAUGUGUUGGAGAGGUACUUGGGAUUGGAGGAGAUAACCAAGGAAGCUCUCUUGUGGGAAAUUUCUUUGAAAAGUUGGGAGAAUGCACCUAA
Messenger RNA from Ipomoea nil (Japanese morning glory), 396 nucleotides. RefSeq lists its product as uncharacterized. The transcript has a single exon. Lineage: Eukaryota; Viridiplantae; Streptophyta; Magnoliopsida; Solanales; Convolvulaceae. The coding region runs from base 1 to 396 and encodes 131 amino acids. The record is from RefSeq and is a predicted model, not a curated record.